GAGACGUAUUAUACGAGGUUUUAUUCCUCUUUGAUGCCCGAAUGAGAUUGCCUAGUGUUGGCACAUAUAGGUCUAAGUCUUGGCACAUAAAGGUCGACGUCUGUCUUGUCAUUUAUUAUUCCCAAAGUUCUGAAGUCCCGAUUACCGGGGCCAGGGCUAGUCCUGAUCGAACGGUUUCGAGUCGUUCGAACUGAGCUGAUGAUGAUGAUGGUCCGUGACCAUUAGCAAGAAAAGUCCUGGACCACCACGAAAUCGGCAUUCGGGCGUCUUCGUCUUAAAUAAUCAUGAAAAAUGAAAGAGAGACUCAAAGUCAUUGGGCGACAAGGAAGCCGCUUGUUCCAGCAGAAUUCAAAGAUUACCCAACUGGGAAAGUCGGGUCGGAUCGCGGAAGCUGUGAAGGUUUUCUCAUCUAUGGAUCGGAAGAACACUGUUACCUACAACUCCAUGCUCUCUGCCUACACCAAGAACGGCAAGCUCGGCGAUGCCAGGAAGCUGUUUGACAGAAUGCCUGACAGGAACGUGGUUUCUUGGAACACCAUGAUUGCUGGGUAUCUUCGCAAUGACAGUCUCCAGGAAGCCCACCAGCUCUUUGACAGCAUGCCCGCUCGGGAUGGCUACUCAUGGGCGCUGAUGUUGUCCUACUUUACUCGAAUAGGGGACCUUGAGAAGGCGAGAGGGAUAUUCGAUUCAGUUCUGGACAAGCGAGACCCAGUUCUAUGGGGUGCUAUGAUAACAGGGUAUGCGAAGAAGGGCAAGAUCGAUGAAGCCAAAAGAUUCUUCGAUGAAAUGCCGGUCAAGAAUUUGGUUUCCUGGAAUUCGAUGCUCGCUGCUUACACACGGAAUGGGGCGAUGCGUUCGGCGUCGCUCUUCUUUGAUGGGAUGGCAGAGCGAGAUGUGGUUUCAUGGAAUCUGAUGGUGGAUGGGUAUGUCGAGUUAGGGGACUUGGACUCUGCUUGGGAGACCUUCAAUAGGAUCCCAGACCCAAAUGUGAUAUCAUAUGUCACGAUGUUAAGCGGGUUUGUGCGGAAUGGCCGGCUUGUUGAGGCUAGGGGGCUUUUUGAUCAGAUGCCCGUGAGGAAUAUUGUUUCAUGGAAUGCGAUGAUCGGAGGAUAUUCCCAGAAUGGCCAGAUCGAUGAGGCAAUGAGGCUCUUUCAGGAAAUGCCGGAAAGGGAUUCGGUGACGUGGACUACAGUGAUCAAUGGUUAUGUUCGGGUUGGUGAGCUCGAAGAAGCAAAAGCUUUACUAAAUCAGAUGCCUUUCAAGAGUAACGGGGCUCAUGCGGCAUUGAUUUCUGGGUACUUGCAGAAGGGGAAGAUGGAAGAAGCCAGCCAAAUCUUUGAUCGAAUUGGAACCGGUGAUGUAGUUUGUUGUAACGCAAUGAUUGCAGGGUACACCCAGAGUGGGAGGAUGGAAAAGGCGCUGAACGUUUUCAAAAGAAUGAUGAGGAAAGACUCAGUUUCGUGGAAUACUAUGAUCGCAGGGUAUGCCCAGGCUGGAGAGAUGGACAAAGCGCUUAGAUUAUUUGAGGAGAUGGGGCAGCGGAACUCAAUCUCAUGGAACUCUUUGAUGGCAGGUUUCCUUCAGAACAAGUCAUACUUCAACGCUCUCAACUGUUUUGUCUCAAUGGGACGAGAAGAGAUUAAACCCGAUGAAUCGACUUUCGCCUGUGGCCUCAGUGCCUGUGCAAAUAUGGCUGCACUGCGAGCAGGAAAGCAGCUCCACCAAUAUGCUGCCAAAAUUGGCUAUGCAAGUGAUUUGUUUGUAGGAAAUUCAUUGAUUACAUUGUACGCUAAAUGCGGCGAGAUCAGAAGUGCCGAAAUCUUGUUUGGAGAAAUGGGCAGCAGAGACAUCGUCUCAUGGAAUUCAUUGGUUGCUGGGUAUGCUUUGAAUGGUUAUGGAAUGGAGGCUGUGAAGCUCUUUGAGGAGAUGAUAGGCAAAGGAGUGUGCCCGGAUCAGGUGACACUCCUCGGAGUCUUAUCUGCUUGCAGUCAUGGUGGGCUCACCGAUCAAGGAAUAGAGCUCUUCAAGUGCCUGACAGUGACUGAAGAUUUCAGUGUCGAGCCUCUGCCGGAGCAUUAUUCUUGCUUAGUUGAUCUGUUUGCCCGGGCAGGGAGAUUGGAAGAGGCAUUCGAGAUAGCCCGAAAUGCAAAGAGCGAGGAGAAUGUUGGGAUGUGGGGUUCUUUGCUCGGAGCUUGUCGAGUUCAUCGGAACCUCAAGCUCGGUAGAUCUUCAUCUCAGAAGCUCUCAGAACUUGAACCUCAUAAAGCUUCCGACUUAGUUCUCCUUUCGAAUAUAAAUUCCGAGAUGUGCAACUGGGAUGAAGCCGAGAAGGUAAGGGAGGCCAUAGAAGGAAGAGGAGCGGACAAGCAAAAGGGGUGUAGCUGGAUUGAAAUCGGAAAUCAAGUGCAUGCUUUUCUUUCUGAUGAUCGGACACAGCCCAGAACAGGAGAGAUUUGUGGAAUACUUAAGUCUUUAACUGAACAUGAAAUUAUAUGCUGUAGUUAGAACUUUUCAUCUCAGCUUUACUCUUGAUCAGGGGCUGCUACAUCAUGUCCAGUGCAUAAUGAACCUUAAUAAAAUCAUUCCAAUUCCGUGUUAA
Messenger RNA from Punica granatum (pomegranate), 2599 nucleotides. The record is from RefSeq and is a predicted model, not a curated record. Lineage: Eukaryota; Viridiplantae; Streptophyta; Magnoliopsida; Myrtales; Lythraceae.